Oncorhynchus keta (chum salmon) is the source of this 3936-nucleotide messenger RNA. RefSeq names its product alpha-actinin-2-like. Bases 184 to 2874 code for a protein of 896 amino acids. Gene Ontology annotation, cellular component: cortical actin cytoskeleton; cell junction; plasma membrane. Gene Ontology annotation, molecular function: calcium ion binding; actin filament binding. Gene Ontology annotation, biological process: actin cytoskeleton organization; muscle cell development. The record is from RefSeq and is a predicted model, not a curated record. NCBI's taxonomy places the organism in Eukaryota, Metazoa, Chordata, Actinopteri, Salmoniformes, Salmonidae. The transcript has 21 exons.
GUGGCAACUGUGGCCAGACAGAACACAUUCAAGCGUGAGUGAGAGAGGGGGAGUGAGCUAGAGAGGGAGAGUGGAAGUUACCCAUCUCAGGUCAAGAAUUCAAUUAUCAGAGUCAAAAACACAUGAGGAUAUUGGAAGACAAAAACGCAGUGAAUUUGGGGAAAUAGAAAUACUUAGGACGCAAUGAUGACCCAAAUAGAGACCACGGUGCAUUAUGACAACGGAUUCGGAGAUGAGGAGGACUACAUGAUACAGGAGGAUGAGUGGGACAGGGACAUGUUGCUGGACCCUGCCUGGGAAAAACAGCAAAGAAAGACCUUCACAGCUUGGUGUAAUUCCCACCUGCGGAAAGCAGAAACACAGAUAGAGAACAUUGAGGACGACUUCAGGAAUGGCCUCAAACUCAUGCUUCUCUUGGAAAUUAUUUCAGGUGAGAGGUUACCUAAGCCUGACAGAGGGAAGAUGCGUUUUCACAAGAUUGCCAAUGUCAACAAAGCCCUAGACUUCAUCACCAGCAAGGGAGUGAAACUCGUCUCUAUUGGAGCUGAAGAAAUUGUGGAUGGUAACGUUAAGAUGACUCUGGGAAUGAUAUGGACCAUCAUCCUCCGCUUUGCCAUCCAGGACAUCUCUGUAGAAGAAACCUCUGCAAAGGAAGGCCUUCUCUUGUGGUGCCAGAGAAAGACUGCCCCCUACAGAAAUGUCAAUGUCCAGAACUUCCACAUUAGCUGGAAGGACGGACUGGCCUUCUGCGCCCUGAUUCACAGACACAGACCUGACCUUAUCGACUAUGCUAAGCUCAACAAGGAUGAUCCUAUGGGGAACCUGAACCUGGCCUUUGAAAUAGCAGAGAAGCACCUGGAUAUUCCUAAGAUGCUGGACGCAGAAGACAUCAUCAACACUCCUAAGCCUGAUGAGAGAGCUAUCAUGACCUAUGUUUCCUGCUUCUAUCAUGCUUUUGCUGGAGCUGAGCAGGCUGAGACAGCAGCCAACAGGAUCUGUAAAGUGCUGGAUGUGAACCAGGAGAAUGAGAAACUUAUGGAGGAAUACGAGAGGCUGGCCAGCGAGCUACUGGAGUGGAUCCGCCGGACCACCCCAUGGCUAGAGAACAGGGCCGCAGAAAAGACCAUGGUUGAGAUGCAGAGGAAGCUGGAGGAUUUCAGGGACUACCGCCGCAUGCACAAGCCCCCCAAGGUGCAGGAGAAGUGUCAGCUGGAGAUCAGCUUCAAUACCUUGCAGACCAAGCUGCACAUAAGCAACCGGCCUGCUUUUAUGCCUUCUGAAGGAAAGAUGGUAUCUGACAUAGCCAGUGCAUGGCAGGGGCUGGAGGGGGCUGAGAAAGGUUAUGAGGAGUGGCUUCUGACCGAGAUCCGCAGGCUGGAGAGACUGGACCACCUGGCUGAAAAGUUUUGCCAGAAAGCCACCACCCAUGAGACCUGGGCUAGUGGUAAAGAGCUGAUUCUAUCUCAGAAGGACUACGAGACUGCCACCCUGACGGAGGUGCGGGCGUUGCUAAGGAAACAUGAGGCAUUUGAGAGUGACCUGGCUGCUCACCAGGACAGGGUGGAGCAGAUCGCUGCCAUCGCACAGGAACUCAAUGAGCUGGACUAUCAUGGUGUGGCUUCUGUCAACAAGAGGUGUCAGAGCAUCUGUGAUCUGUGGGAUCAACUUGGUACAUUGACCCAGAAGAGGAGAGAGGCUUUGGAGAGGACAGAGAAGCUGCUGGAAACCAUUGAUCAGUUGUUCCUGGAGUUUGCCAAGAGAUCAGCACCUUUCAACAACUGGAUGGAAGGGGCUAUGGAGGAUCUGCAGGAUAUGUUUAUUGUACACACGAUCGAUGAGGUCCAGAGCCUGAUCUCUGCCCAUGAGCAGUUCAAGGCCACCCUCCCAGAGGCAGACGGAGAGAGACAGGCCAUCCUGGGGAUCCACAACGAGGUGCAGAAGAUCUCCCAGAGCUACGGCAUCAAGGCCAACCUCCUCAACCUCUACAGCACCAUCACCACAGAGGAGCUCCUCGCCAAGUGGGACAAGGUGAAGAAGCUCGUUCCCCAGAGAGAGGGCUCCCUCCAGGAGGAGCUAGCCCGGCAGCAUACUAAUGAAAGGUUGAGACGGCUGUUUGCUACCCAGGCUAACCUCAUAGGACCCUGGAUACAGACAAGGAUGGAGGAGAUUGGGCACUGCUCCCUGGAGGUGGGCGGUACAUUGGAGGACCAGAUGACCCAGCUGAAGCAGUUUGAGCACAUCAUUGUUACCUACAAGCCCAACAUCGACAAGCUGGAGGGAGACCACCAGCACAUCCAGGAGUCCCUGGUGUUUGACAACAAGCAUACCAACUACACCAUGGAGCACAUCCGUGUGGGCUGGGAGCUCCUCCUCACCACCAUCGCCCGUACCAUCAACGAGAUCGAGACCCAGAUCCUGACCCGCGACGCCAAGGGCAUCAGCCAGGAACAAAUGCACGAGUUCCGCUCCUCCUUCAACCAUUUUGACCGGAAGAAACACGGGGCGAUGGACACUGAUGACUUUAGGGCCUGUCUGAUCUCCAUGGGUUAUGAUUUGGGUGAAGUGGAAUUUGCCCGUAUCAUGAUGCUGGUUGACCCCAGUGCCACUGGCAUGGUCUCUUUUCAAUCAUUUAUUGAUUUUAUGACCAGAGAAACCGCUGACACGGACACCGCCGAGCAGGUUGUGGCAUCCUUCAGGAUCCUGGCAGCCGAUAAGCCCUACAUCCUGGUUGAGGAGCUGAGGAGAGAGCUCCCCCCUGACCAGGCAGAGUACUGCAUCUUGAGGAUGCCCUGCUACAGUGGCCCAGGGGGAUCCACAGGGGCGCUAGACUACACCGCCUUCUCCACUGCCCUCUAUGGAGAGAGUGACCUCUAACCCUGCAAGAUGAUGCCCAAAAGUGACCUCUUGACCCCACCCAAUACGUCUGGAUGAAAUUCCCUUUAACCAAACACACAAAUGAGAGGUGGUUACCUAUGUUAGACUCACAAUAGGUAGAUACAGUACAUUUAGCUACUUAUUGUAACACAAUAGUUUCCCUCAUAUGAGUUCUGCGGUGAAGUGAAGACAGAAUAACAGUUUUUCUUAUCUGCUUUAAGGAGUAACAUGAUCAUAUAAGCUACAAUAGUUUGAUAUAAUAUGUUUAUUGACCACAGUAAUAGCGGCAGUUGGAUAUGUAGCUAGAACAGAAAAAUAACAGGCUAAUAGUCAGCAUUUUCUCCUCAUCUUCUUUCAGUGCCUUAUUAGGAACUACUGUAGGAGUUCUAACUGGGAAUAAGACAAAAACAUUGAAGUUAGAUGUUGAACUGAUGCUGGUUUCCAGUGGGAUGUUGUUUAUGUAACCAAAAUGUACUUGUGGUAAAAUCAUAGCUCAUGUUUCCUGCUCCAUGCAAACUUUUCUCGCAUCACAUUUGACCCAAUAUAUAUAUAUAUAUAUAUAUAUAUAUAUAUAUAUAUAUAUAUAUAUAUAUAUAUAAAGAACAGUUAUAGGCAAUGAUUGAUUGAUAAAAUAACAGGUUGAACAGUUAACAAACAAUGUACAGUAUAUUUCUCACACCCAAAGCUAAGAGAAAUCAUACAUUUUCUUAUUUGAGAACAUAAGGAGCUUGGAACAACGUUGCCUCUUUGAUGAUAUUGCUUAUUUCCUUAAAUCCUAUGAGAUUCCUACAUACUUUGAAUCAAACCUCAAAGAGGGUUAAGCCUGUCUCUCAGCCUGCCCCCUGUUAAGCAGUUUGGAUUUCCCAUUUGAAGACAGGGAGGGAGAAGAGAAUCCAUGUACUAUUCAAUCCAACACAACAAAAAGAAACAUUUGACCGUUUGAGAGACUGUUGACAGUAAACUUUGUAGUUUCAAGUGAUUUGAUUAUUCAAUAAACCCUCUUCCUGAUCAUCACUGAGGUUUAUUUUUCUUUACAUAAUAAAAGAGUGCAGUUAAAUACAA